Mauremys reevesii (Reeves's turtle) is the source of this 942-nucleotide messenger RNA. RefSeq names its product GTPase IMAP family member 3-like. Gene Ontology annotation, molecular function: GTP binding. NCBI's taxonomy places the organism in Eukaryota, Metazoa, Chordata, Testudines, Geoemydidae. The transcript has 2 exons. The record is from RefSeq and is a predicted model, not a curated record. Bases 1 to 942 code for a protein of 313 amino acids.
AUGAAGAAGUGGUGCUUUGAAGCAGAAGUGGAGAAGGAGAAGAGGCACUUAGACGUGGAAGAGAGAAGGAAGGAGAGGCGCUUUGAGCUGGAAAAGACUAAUGCAAUGAACCAGCCAGGAGACCCUGCCGUCCCUAUUCCAGCAGCUGCAGAUGACAGCAGGAGAUCGGAACUCAGAAUCAUCCUUGUUGGCAAAAGUGGAGCUGGAAAAAGUGCGACAGGAAACUCCAUCCUUGGGGAAAGAAAGUUUGAGUCCAAACUCAGGGCAAAGUCUGUAACUUUGACUUGUGAAAAGGGGCAAAGGAUCUGGAAUGGGAGGGAGCUUGUGGUUAUUGACACACCUGCCAUUUUUGAUGGAAAGGUUUGUGAGCCAGUAACAAGUAGAGAGAUUGUUCGCUGUAUCACACUCUCUGCUCCAGGCCCACACGCUCUGGUGCUAGUGACCCAGCUGGGCCGUUACACUGAGGAAGACAAGGAUGCAGUGAAGCGAAUACAGGAGAUUUUUGGAGUUGAAGCCAUGAGGCACAUGAUUGUCCUGUUCACCCGGAAAGAAGAUUUAGCAGUUGGCUCACUGCGUGACUAUGUGAGUUACUCAGAUAAUAAAGAUCUUAAGGGGCUGAUUCAGAAGUGUGGGAACCGAUACUGUGCUUUCAAUAACAAAGCAACUGGAACAGAACAGGCUGAACAGGUUUCUGAGCUGAUUAAAAUGAUCCAGAGAAUGGUUCAGGACAAUGGGGGCAGAUAUUAUGUCAGUGAGAUGUAUACAGAACCUGAUUUAACUGAACAAAAAGUGAGAUAUCUUAUUGGAAUAAAUAAAACAAACAAGGUGAAAACGGUGAAAACUGCUUGUACAAAGUAUAGGAAAGUUAUUCUGGGCUUUGGGGUUGUUGCAGUUGUUGUUGUUGUUGUUCUUGUACUUCUCCUGACUUACAUCAGACACUAA